Molecule: messenger RNA, 558 nt
Organism: Fusarium fujikuroi IMI 58289
Lineage: Eukaryota; Fungi; Ascomycota; Sordariomycetes; Hypocreales; Nectriaceae
Exons: 2
Coding region: 1-558 (185 amino acids)
Source: RefSeq, a predicted model, not a curated record
AUGGUUCCUGCCUUCGUUAAAGCCCUUUUACUUCUGGCUCUCGGCAACAGCUUUGGCUAUGCCGACACCUUCAAUUACGGCGAUAGGGACGGCAACCUAUUCCUCGACCUUUCGAUAUCGGAAGCCGAAAGCAAUCGCCGAGAAUGGGGGCUCGUCGAGCCUUGGACCAGUGACUACAUUUCAGCCCUUCAAGAGAAUAGAUACGGCGACGCUAUCUGGGCGCGAUAUCAGAUGUUUGGCGAUACUUCGAAUGGCACCUUUUUAGAGUAUCCCCAAUGGACGGUCCGCGAAGCAAUCGAGGAAGACGCUAUUGGAUACAGACUUCAUGCCCGAGAUAAUUGGAAGUAUGCCAUGACUGUCUACGCCAAUUCAAGCAAGGACACACAAAGUGAUAUCCUUGACCUUAUGUUCGACGUCAACCGCAGGAGCUACUAUCGUCUCUUUAGAGACCAGUAUCGAUUGCAUAAGCGUUUCCAACAAAGCGAACACGUCCUUCCGAAUUGCGACUGCUGGAAGACUGCCCAGGAUGAGGUUGACUCUGUUUUAGAGCUCAAGUAG